This is a messenger RNA of Naegleria lovaniensis, 993 nucleotides long. RefSeq lists its product as uncharacterized. Gene Ontology annotation, biological process: protein deubiquitination. Gene Ontology annotation, molecular function: cysteine-type deubiquitinase activity. Bases 1 to 993 code for a protein of 330 amino acids. NCBI's taxonomy places the organism in Eukaryota, Heterolobosea, Eutetramitea, Acrasida, Naegleriidae. The record is from RefSeq and is a predicted model, not a curated record. The transcript has a single exon.
AUGCUAAAAACACCAACGACUGAAGAUUCCGAUUCACCCGUUACAUUUCAUUCGCAUUCAUCGGAUGCUCCUCUUGUGAUACCGGCAGUGAGUACGCCGUCGAUGGAUCAUCAUCAAGAUGGAUUCAUGUAUCAAAAGAGUGGUGAUGAUUAUUCGUCCAUAUUGGAUGGAGCUAGAGUUCCGAUUCAUAGACCUCUCGGAGAUUCAAGAUUUGGAGAUUCCAUGUUGAAGAGUAAACAUUAUGCACCAUUGUUGAAAUCUGGAAAUGUAUUGAUUCACGAGAAACAAAAAAGACAAUUUUGUGCCAAACAUUCCAUUAAUAAUUUAUUACAAGAUCAUGCAUCGACGAAAGAAUUUGAUACCAUUGCUGAUUCAAUUUUUGAAAAUGAGAAACAACUCUAUUAUGGAAGUAUCGAUGGUUCAUCGCGAUUAAGCACGUGGAUUAAAAAGAAAACCAUGAAAAAUUUUCAUAAGAGAAGAGUUUUGUUUUUUGGCAGUUUUGGAAAUUAUUCAUACGAAGUUGUUGAAACAAUAUUGAGAAAAAAGAAUUUAAAUCUAGUGAGUUUGAAAUUGAGCUCACUUCGAAAUGGCAAUCAUUCUGCCGAUAUUUGGGAUUUAUCAAACCCUGCAGUUCUUGGACUUCUCUGUAAUUUACAACAGUAUUCUAAUGGCACAACGAUGUGCUGUCUUCCAUUUCUCUCGAAACGAUCCAAAGAACGCAAGCCAGUGGCAGGACAUUGGUGGUCUCUAGGCAAGGUCAUUCUCCAACAUGACACGACUGGUGAAGAACGAGAAGUUUGGUACAAUCACGAUAGCAAAUUAUCGACACCUGAACAAUUACCAACACUCGAAGAUGUUUAUCGAACCAUACAAACAAAUUAUUCAGAAUCAGGCGAUGAUUUUUUGAUCUGGAAAGUGAUUAAGGACGAAUCUCUCUCUCAACAACUAGAUCUCAUCAGUAAUAAUAAUACUGGUCUGAGUGAUGAUCGAUAG